AUGGAGAACAAACUGAAAUUGGUUGUCGUGGGGGAUACGUUCACUGGUAAAACUAGCCUUCUUGUCGCCUACACGAAGAAACAAUUUCUCGACAACUAUUCGACUACGGUAUUCGACAAUUGGGCGGUUUCGGUGCACAUUGAUCACAAAAGUUAUGCGGUCAGCUUGUUUGAUACUGCUGGUCAGGGAAGUUACGAAAAGAUUCGAUGUCUGAGCUAUCCACACACAAAUAUUUUUCUUGUAUGCUUUUCAAUGACCGAUAAGAAUACAUUGGAGUCAUGCAGAACUAUUUGGAUACCAGAAAUCAGAAAAUAUGCCGGUGAUAAUGUCCCGAUCAUGCUUGUUGGAACGAAAAAUGAUCUUGUGGAGGGUGCACAUUUACAUAGUGUCGUCACAGAAGAUUAUGCUAAAAAGGUGGCACAAGAGAUAGGAUGUCACAAAUUUUUUUCGUGCUCCGCCCUCACCCACAAAGGCUUGAAGCGUGUAUUUGAUGAAAGCUUUCUGGCGGCUGUAGGCGUCAAAUUUGAAGAGGAGAAGCCGAAUCCGUGUUGUAUAAUACUUUAA
Caenorhabditis briggsae is the source of this 564-nucleotide messenger RNA. RefSeq names its product Protein CBR-CRP-1 (gene Cbr-crp-1). Gene Ontology annotation, biological process: small GTPase-mediated signal transduction. Gene Ontology annotation, molecular function: GTPase activity; GTP binding. The record is from RefSeq and is a predicted model, not a curated record. NCBI's taxonomy places the organism in Eukaryota, Metazoa, Nematoda, Chromadorea, Rhabditida, Rhabditidae. Bases 1 to 564 code for a protein of 187 amino acids. The transcript has 4 exons.